Messenger RNA from Phragmites australis (common reed), 963 nucleotides. RefSeq lists its product as uncharacterized. The transcript has a single exon. The record is from RefSeq and is a predicted model, not a curated record. Gene Ontology annotation, biological process: root development; shoot system development. Bases 43 to 891 code for a protein of 282 amino acids. NCBI's taxonomy places the organism in Eukaryota, Viridiplantae, Streptophyta, Magnoliopsida, Poales, Poaceae.
GACACACCGACAACGACGAGCUCAGCUAACAUACAGGCAGGCAUGGCGCCCAGCUUCGCGCGCUCCAUCUCCUUCCCUCUGAACCCGUCCAGGUCCUCCAAGCCUCGCAUGGCGGCGUCCGCCUACCACGCCCGCUCCGUCAGCCUCCCGUGCCACUCCCACACUAUCCUCGCCCACCUCCAUACCCACAUCCGCGCCGUCCGCGCCUGGGCGCAGGACCCCACUUCCGUCGCCUCCGGCCUCGCGCACGUCGACGCGCUCCACGCCGCGCUCGGCGACCUCCUCGACCUCCCAGAGGCCCAGGCCGCGCUCUCCGGCGCCGCCAGCAGCAGCAACGACCGCCUCCUCGACGCCUUCCUCCGCCUCGCCGACGCGCACGGAAGCUUCCAGGAGGCCGUCGUUGAGCUCAAGCAGGACGUCGCCGAGGCCCUGGCUGCCGUCCGCCGCCACGAUGGCGCGCGCCUCGCCUCCGCGCUGAGGUCGCAGCGCAAGGCCGGGAAGGAACUGGUCCGGCUCGCGGCCGCGGCCAGGGACGGCGCCAGCAGACCCUCGCGCCUUGGCCUCGGAGGCAGCGCGGCGGAGGUCGAGGUGGCAGGGUUGCUGGCCGAGGCCGCGGCAGCCACAGCGUCCGCCUCAGCGGCGCUGUUCAACACCGUGGCGGCCAUGUCGGCGUCGGUCUCCGCGGCGGCGUGCUCCUGCAAGAGGACGGCAGCGCUGAUGUGCCUGAUCAAGAAGGUGUCCGAGGAAGAGAAGGAGACGAUGGCGUUGAUGGAGACGCUGGAGGAGCUUGAGGAGUGCAUCGGCGAGCUGGAGAGCGGCAGCGACAAGGUGUUCAGGAGCCUCGUUCAGACCAGGGUUGCACUGCUCAACAUACACACCCAAAUCUUCUAGCUCUAGCUGUUCCCAGUGACGGAUUGAACCCAAAUUCAUAGGGGACCGGGGUUCUAACUGGUUAAAGAGGGA